AUGGAUCUCCACCGCGAACUGCAGGUCACCUGGGACCAUAUCCUAAAAUCAUACAAGCCAGGUGCAAUCGAACUGAUGGGAGUAAUUAUUACUCAAACUGUCGGCUUUAUUAUCCCAGCAACGCUUUACAUGCUGAUCGAUACCCUGUUCCCCAAGUUCUCGCAGCGCCACAAAAUCCAGGGAGCCCGCCGACAACCGACCCACCAGCAAGUCCUGCACUGUGUGAAAGUUUCACUGUUCAACCACCUCUGGGUAGUGGCACUUCAUGGCAUACUGGUUUGGCUCACUGGGCUGGACCACGCCACUCUGAAUCUGGAUCCGAUAGUGCCCCCUUGGAAAGAGUUCAUCGGGGACUUUGUCUUUGGCCUCCUAGCGCGAGAAAUAUCGUUUUACUACAUCCACCGUGCUCUACAUCACCCGAGCAUCUAUGUGUAUAUCCAUAAAAUGCACCACAAAUACGUUACCCCUGUGGCGUUCGCAGCGGAGUACGCCCAUCCUGUCGAGCAUAUCCUCGCAAAUGUCAUGCCGGUUACGCUGCCUUUGUAUCUCAAAGGCGCACACAUCCUGUCGAUUAUGGCAUUUGUUACCUUUGAGCUCUGGGAGGCUGCGGCGGACCACAGCGGGUACGACUUCUUGAAAUUGCCGCCGGCCGAACUGCAUGACUUGCACCAUGAGAAAUUCCGUGUGAAUUAUGGGACUAUUGGAUUGAUGGACUGGAUCCAUGGGACAGAUGUUGUGGGGUGGGAUAAACCCAAGGCGAAACAGGCCAAGAAGGAUGAAUGA
Aspergillus nomiae NRRL 13137 is the source of this 783-nucleotide messenger RNA. RefSeq names its product sterol desaturase family protein. Gene Ontology annotation, biological process: ergosterol biosynthetic process. The transcript has a single exon. Gene Ontology annotation, molecular function: C-4 methylsterol oxidase activity; iron ion binding. Lineage: Eukaryota; Fungi; Ascomycota; Eurotiomycetes; Eurotiales; Aspergillaceae. The record is from RefSeq and is a predicted model, not a curated record. Bases 1 to 783 code for a protein of 260 amino acids.